This is a messenger RNA of Malus domestica (apple), 1623 nucleotides long. Its product is annotated as F-box/FBD/LRR-repeat protein At1g16930-like. NCBI's taxonomy places the organism in Eukaryota, Viridiplantae, Streptophyta, Magnoliopsida, Rosales, Rosaceae. Gene Ontology annotation, molecular function: protein binding. The record is from RefSeq and is a predicted model, not a curated record.
AUGACUACGAAACGAAAAGUCGCAGACUGCGAUACAAGCGCAGCCAUUAUCAAAAAGAUCAAACGGCACGAUGAAGGUACGUCCAUGAAGAGUACUAAGAAAAGAAAAACUGAAGAUUUUGAUACCAGCGCAAACGUAAUAAAAAAGAUCAAAAGUCAUGAUCAAGAUCAAGGUGAUACUCAAAGCCAAGAGUGUGAUGCCCUGGCCGUGGACAGGUACGGACCUGAAUUACCUGAGUCUGCUAUCUACCAUAUUCUCCUACUCCUCCCCACCAAACUUGCUGUUCGGGCCAGCAUUCUUUCCAAGCAAUGGAGACGCGUGUGGUCUUUCUCCUCCCUCCCGGUCUUAAAUUUCGACGAGGAUCUGCAGCUGUUUGAAUGUGAGUACACACCCGACAGGAAAAAGUUCCUCCAGUUCCUUCACAGAUGUUUGAAGUGCCGUGAGAAUGAUGAACAAGACCUAAACAUAUUCAGGCUUCGAAUGAGGUACUCUGGAGGUGCCGAUAUCAUAAACAAGUGGUUGAAUUUUGCGGCUGAGAAAAACGUUAAAGAGUUAGAAAUCAUCCUCAAAAGAAAACGUGGUGACAGAAGCAUAUCCUACUGCUUACCGUGGGCUAUCCUCAAUGCACAAUUUUUAACCACUCUAAGUUUGGAGAAUGUGAGAAUAAAAUACAACAUUGGUUCUAUAAGCCUUCCUUCCGUGAAAACUAUGACCCUCAAAAAAAUGAAUUUGGGUUACAACACUGACAGGGGAUUUGUCCGGUUAUUUUCCGGGUGCUCUUCUCUCGAGUCUCUGUCAUUAAUUUUAUGUCCGUUAUUUCUUUGCAAAAUUUCGAGCUCAAGCCUCAAAUCCUUGCAAGUUAUUUGGUGUUCGAAAGUGGUGAGAUUCAAAGUUGAAGCUACAAAUCUCGAAUCAUAUAGAUUUUGUAGCGGUGAUUCAAGUACUGUGCACAUAGAUGGACACCUCGACAUUGCCUCUUGUCGAUCGCUUAGAAAUCUGGAGUUCUUUGAUACAAAUCUUUCAGGUGAAGGGUUUGAAGAUGACCUAAGUCUAAGGUUUCCCCUUCUUGAGAGUUUGACGUUAUACAAAUGCAGCAACUGGUCAUCGGAUACAAUUCAAGUCAGUAAUCCGCUUCUGAAACGCCUUGCAUUUUGUGGGCGCAAUGCCUGCGCUACAAACGUCAAAAUUAAUACUCCAAAUCUAGCUUUUUUUGCUUUUAGUACUGGAUAUUUGCCUCCUGAUCAAUUAAGUGCCUUUGUGUCCAAAUUUUCUCUGACUGCUCCCAACUUAUUGGAGGCUAACAUCAACUUCAACUUCACAGAGAGAGAUUUUUCUCCUCUCAGAAAGUUUCUUGAGAAGUGCUUCCCUCGUUUCAGCACAAACAGAACGUUAGAUUGCUCAAGGAAAAUGUGCCUGUCCCUUAACGAAGCUGAGGCUCUUAUUUUUCCAGAAGAAACGAGAAAGACAUGUCUUCCGCCAUUACCAAUUCUCGACGAUCUUGAGGUAGCAGUAGAUUCUUCAACGGAGGUGAGCGAUGAUGUCUUGAGGGAUUCCUUGCAAUGGAUGGCACCAAAUCUUCAGAGUCUAUAUGUCAAUGAAACAAAAAUCUUUUCUUCGCUAUAA